AUGCAUUUUGCUAUUACAGCAUCAGAUUUAGUAAUGGGCAACCGAUUAGAAAACUUUAAAACAGUAUUUUUCUAUGUUGUUCUCUUCAUAUUAACAGUUGAAUAUUUCAAAUACUGGUGUGCAAGCAACUAUGAUAGAAUACACUGCAACACUUCAACUUCCAUUUAUACUCAGGAUGGUGUCAACGAAUUCAACAGAGUAGUCAAGGUGCUUUCAACAGGAACCAGUGCUUGUGACAAAGAUGCCCAAAUAUCAACAAUCAACAGAAGAAUUCUAAAAAUCUUUAAAAACUACAACAGACCUCAGGUUUAUUGCAUCAACAAAAACUGGGAUUCUCUUGAUGGAGCCGUUGGGUACACAACAACAAUCGAAGAUAAGGAAAAGUUAGCUGCUCUUUGUGACGAUGAAUUGCUAGUUUUGGGCGAAAGCUUGCUUUAG
Ascoidea rubescens DSM 1968 is the source of this 438-nucleotide messenger RNA. It is a transcript of the gene LIP1, whose product is annotated as sphingosine N-acyltransferase subunit LIP1. NCBI's taxonomy places the organism in Eukaryota, Fungi, Ascomycota, Saccharomycetes, Ascoideales, Ascoideaceae. The coding region runs from base 1 to 438 and encodes 145 amino acids. The record is from RefSeq and is a predicted model, not a curated record. The transcript has a single exon.